Messenger RNA from Tigriopus californicus, 944 nucleotides. Its product is annotated as mitotic spindle assembly checkpoint protein MAD2A-like. NCBI's taxonomy places the organism in Eukaryota, Metazoa, Arthropoda, Copepoda, Harpacticoida, Harpacticidae. Gene Ontology annotation, cellular component: cytoplasm; kinetochore; nucleoplasm. Gene Ontology annotation, biological process: mitotic spindle assembly checkpoint signaling. The transcript is spliced from 5 exons. The record is from RefSeq and is a predicted model, not a curated record. The coding region runs from base 117 to 749 and encodes 210 amino acids.
UUCAUGUUGCGGUAAACCAACUUGGGGGUUUCAAAUUUGCUGCGGCCAAGAACAACACCAAAGAAAGAGAACGGACCACCCCAUCAAUACCUUGAAGUACUUACUGAGCCGUGAUCAUGUCUGCCACGGCCAAUUCACAACUAACCCGCUCGGCUGUCACCUUGAAAGGCUCGGCCCAAUUGGUCACGCAGUUCUUCAACUACGGCAUCAACUCCAUCUUGUAUCAACGAGGCAUUUACCCGCCAGAGUCUUUCACCCGCAAACAGGAGUACGGCCUAACUUUGUUGGUGUCCACGGACGACAAGGUCAAUGAGUUCUUGAAGGAGCUUUUGACCAAGAUUGAGGGUUGGUUGGAGGAGCGAAAGAUCUUGAAAUUGGUGCUGGUUCUGGGGAGUGUGGAAACCAAAGAGAUCCUGGAACGAUGGGAGUUCAAGAUCGAGUAUGAAACCGAAGAUGGGGGCAAAGAGAAUCAGUUUGUCGAGACAUCCAACAAGGAUGAGAAGAAGAUCAAGGCUGAGAUUCGGGAUGUGAUCCGCCAAAUCACGGCCAGUGUCACGUUUCUGCCCUUACUGGAUUGCUUAUGCUCGUUUGAUGUGCUCAUUUAUACCAAGAAGGACGUUGAUGUGCCGACGGCUUGGAGUGAGAGUGAUGCCUGUCUCAUUUCCAAUUGUGAGGUCGUCAAAUUGAGAUCGUUUUCAACAGGAAUUCACAAGCUAGAGGCGGCUGUGAGCUACAAGGCUGACCUUUGAAAAAGCUGCUAACCCACACUCGGGCAUCGUUUAAGCGCCUUUUUUGCCUUUAUGUCUGAAGUCAAUAUCUUCUUUGACUUGUUGGAACGAAUUCGGACCUCUUGGACUGCCCCAAACCUCUUUAAAAUGCCUUACCUUCAUAUUAACUUCAAUAUACUCAGACUCAUCCGUAUGACUUUAAAAAUACCGACCCAA